Sebastes umbrosus (honeycomb rockfish) is the source of this 3812-nucleotide messenger RNA. It is a transcript of the gene niban1a, whose product is annotated as niban apoptosis regulator 1a. NCBI's taxonomy places the organism in Eukaryota, Metazoa, Chordata, Actinopteri, Perciformes, Sebastidae. The transcript is spliced from 15 exons. The record is from RefSeq and is a predicted model, not a curated record. The coding region runs from base 282 to 3134 and encodes 950 amino acids.
GAAUUACGUAAUGAAAGCACCUGAUUCAACUCCCAGAGCAUCAUGGGUGGUUUAUCAUGCAGGGGGUGAAAAAGUGAGCUGUUUUUUCUGGGCUGAACGUCACUGAAUGACACCGUGUUAGGAGGAGGAGGAGGAGGAGGGAGGAGGAAGAGGAGGGCGUGUUCCUCCUCCCUCCAUCCCUCCCUGCCUCCCUCCCUGCCGCUGCAGACCGAUGUGUCGGUGUUUGUAGGCUACCUGAGGACUGAACCCUAACCUGUGGAUCCUCUCCCAGCAGCAGCACCAUGGGGAUUUCCGCGUCCAGUCUGCUGGAUGAGACCAAAUCCAACUACAUCAAAGGCCAGGCCGAGGCCGAGCUGAAGGAGUUCAGUCCGUACUACAGGAAGCAGUUCUCCGUGGCCCGUUUCUCUGAGGUAGAAGAUGAUCUGGAGCAGCACAAAGAGAAGAUCACACUGCUGCUCAAACAGAGGGAGGCUCCUGAGGCGGGCGAGGUGCUGUACGAGGAGGGCGUCCUUUUCUUUGACGAAACCAGGAAGUGGAAGGAGAGGUACGUGGUGGUGAGAGCCAACUACUGCCUGGAGUGUCACGACGGCCUGGAGACUUUCGUUAAAGGGAUUCCUCCGCGCCAGAAGCUGCUGCCUACAGGGGGCACCGUUCUGACCACAGAGGAGAAGUACAUGACCAUGGUGGACAAGUGCUUCCCCGAUGACACCAAUGUGAAGGAGGACUUUGCUCCUCCUCUGGCGGGGAUGCCCGGACAGUUCCCCGUCUACCUGCGUCUGCCCUACAGGAGAGACUCCUACUUCUGCUUCAAACAGCAGGCCAAACAGGCCACCUUCCUCGCCAUCCUGUCAGACUGCAUCAGACACCAGAACCAAGACUUCCUGAAGAAGAAGACGUGUGAAGUGCAGGCCUUCCUCAAAGCCAUCCAGCUCUACAGACAAGACAAAGGCAAAUACGAGGCCUGGGACAUGCUGAUAGGAAGUGAUGUCAGGGUGAUGGCCAACGUGGUGAUGGAGCAGCUGCUGCCGUCUCUAGAGAAAGACAUGCUGCCUCGCCUCAAAGCCAAGAAGACGGAGAAGAAGAGAGUCUGGUUCGCUACGGUGGAGGCGGCAUACGUCCUGAUCCAGGAGCAUCUGCUGGAGGGACUUACCGCGCUGAAAGAGGAGUGUCGAACGUCGGUCCGGCAGCAGGAGGUGCUCAUCCACUCCGACAUGGACCAGAUACUCAACUCCAGACAGCAGCUGGAGGAAAAAGUCCGAGCCAAAGUGUCGGAGCCAGCGGAGAAGCUGUGCUCCGAGUCCGUCCAGCCGUACCUGGCCUCCGUCCUGGAGGAGCUGAUGGAGCCUGUCAGCUCUGGUUUCCAGGAGGGACGGCAGCUGAGUGAAAACACAAUGGACCAGGUGUGUCAGCUGCUAGAAGACAACGAGCAACUGAAGAAGACUCUUGCUAACAUGGCGAGACCGGACCUGCUGAGCUGCUACCAGAAUAUCGGCUCCCUGCAGGAGAAACUGCAACACCUGCAGGAGAGAUUCGGUUUCUCCAACAUCACAGGAGUGAUCCACAGCGCUCAGAUUGACCUGCAGCAGAUGACUGAGAAUGCAGCCUACACGUUCGAGCAGCUGCUCAACAAAGCCGUCCAGGACAACCCGGACAACCCCGGCCCUGCCAUCGAGAAGGCCAAACACAGAGUGCUCAAGCAAUAUGACUAUGACAGCAGCACGGUGAGGAAGAGGAUCUCCAGGGAGGCUCUGGUCUCCGUCACUCUGCCCUUCAUCAAGAAGAGCCUGGCCCCCACCUGCAAAACUGAGCUUCAGGAACUCGAGCAGACAGUAGACGCCGACCACUCCAACUUCAUCCAUGUACAGAACGUUUAUGAGAACAUCCUCCUGCAAUCUCUGGACAAGGAGGUCACUAAAGUGAUGAAGGAGGCGGCCAGCCUGAAGAAGUUCAACCUGUUCACAGACAGCAGAGACCUGCUCAGUCAGUCCAGCCGCUCCAGCCUCUCGUCCUCGCCCGUCUCCACUCCGGGCAGCCCCGCCAUGGUGCUCGCCUCCCCCGCCAACGCCUCCUCUGAGCCCCAGCCGCCGUCUCCUCUUGUGGUCAACGGUGUGUCGUCCGGGUCCCAGAAGGAGGAUGUCGAUGUCGAGACACCUCUGGGGAAGGUUGAAGAAAACGUUGCAGCGGUCAGUGAGGAGGUGGAGGCAACGCCGCCCAAAGCAGAAGAAGAAGUCUUCCAAACUGUGAAGGCAGAAGAAGCAGGCGCCCCUGUUGCACUUGAGACGACCGACCAGAGUGAGACGCAGGAAGUGACCGUAGAAACAGCUCCAGAGAUCCAAGAGGAGGUGAUUUCGGUCAAAACAGAAACGGUCGAGACGGCUGCUGAGCCUCAGACGCAGAGCACAGAUGCUCCAAAAGAGGUAGAAACCACUUUGUCAGAAACCCCAACUGUUGUAGAAAGCGUAAAGACAGACGUAGAAGCAGCAGCACAGAUAGAAGCUCCCACACCGAGUCCUGAUCCUACUAAUGAACCAGUAGCAGAAGGUGCCCAGGCUGUAGCCGGCAGUGAAGAAGAGACACACUGUGGAAGCUCAGAACUCAAGUCAGAGGCUCCCCCUAGUGGUCAAACACCUGCACUCACAUCUGCAGACAUCAGCCGGGACCUGAAGCGACGGGAAGCAGCGUCACUUACCUUCUCAGAUCCCAAUUCUCUGGACGUGUCGGUGGGAAGCGAGUCGGCCCCGUCAGACAUCGAGUCCACAGAGGAAGUGAAAACAAGGAGCAGCGAGGACGAAGUCUCAACGACCUCUGACGUCUUGGAGGACGAGGCUAAGUCACCUGUGAGCUCAGGAGACACAGCUGGGGAGAAAACCGCAGGGGACGAACCGUCUGCUCAGGCCCAGACAGAAGCUGUAGGCGGGGACGUGGAGGCGGGUGCGAGCGUGGAGCCAUCGGUGGAGGCAGCAGAUGUUAAAUCCUCUCAGCCUUCUGAGCCCGCCAAGGAAGAGACCUCCUCCGGCCCUGAAGCUCAGCCCGUCGACUCCAUCCAGCAGAUCCGUGACCUGGUGGAGGAGGUGAUCGAGGUGGAGGAGCUGGUGCAGCGUUACCCGAGCGGAAUUCCAAAAGACGAGGAGUGAGGCAUCAUGAUUAACCACAACUGCAGUACUGUUCUUUUCAGCAAGAUAAGGGACAAAUUCAUUAAGGAUGUUCUACUGUGUUCUGCUGAAGGGAACCAGAUUAUGACCAGAACAGAACGGUAACCUCAAACUGUCCUGGACUCCAAACAUUUGUUCUCAGAGCAGAAAUAGGAAAAAAAGACUCCUGAGAAACGUUCACAAACACUUCCAUGAACAUGAAAAAAAAAAAACAUAUGCAUGAAAUAAUGGUAAAUUAUUUAUACUAAUCAUUUACACAAAUCAAUAUAUCAGCUGUGUCAGGUGUGUCAAACCAACAGGUCUGUUUCAUUCAGUGAAUCUCUUUCAACACUACAAUUAGUUUAGCACCAAAUUGUUUUAGAGAACUUAGAUUUAGAACUAUUCUACUAAGAUUGUGAAGUUUCUGGAAAUGUCAUUAUGCUGUGGUAGAUUAUGAAUUUAUUUGAAAGGAAUAGUUAGACCUUUUGGACAUUUUUCUUAUGCGCUGUCUUUCUGAUAGUAGGAUGUGAAGAUGGAUGUCAUUUCUGUAUGUGAGCUGGAGUCAGGAUGUGGUUAGCCUAGCUUAGCAUAAAGACUGGAAGCAGGGGGAAACAGCUAGCCUGGCUCUGUCCAAAGAUCAAAAAUACAGCUAGCAACACCUCUUAAGCUCAAUAUAUAAUA